CAGACAUGCUGGUCCACUAUGGUCAGACUUCAGAUAUCUUGUAUUAUGAAAAGUUGGAUAUCCCUCUGCCAGAAUUGGAAGGUUUGCAAACUCUGACAGUUGAUUUUCAUUCGGCAGUAAAUGAUGCGGAGGUGGUCACUCAUAAGAUAAGACUUCCAAAACAGCACACAGUAGCAAAUGUAUUUGACUACCUAAGGACUAAGGUUAAGCUGUCUCAUCCCAAUGCAGAACUCAGAUUACUUGGCGUUUGCUUUUACAAGAUCCGCGUGGUAUGUGUUUCGCUAUUCAACUUUUAAUUGUUUGUAGUGGAUUAAAAAUGACCCAUUUGGGCAGACAUACCACGACCAAAAAUUAAACUUUGUUUAAUUAGGAGUGUUGAAUUGAGAUUCCCAAGUUCAUUAGUUGAUGCAGAUAAAACACAGAAGUGGGCUCCUUUUAGUGAAAAAUAAGCUUUAGGUUGGGUUACAAAUGUGUUGGGCCUUUGGUCUUAGGGGUUUUAAUUGUAUUUGACCAUUUUAAUGAGCCUAAGAUAUGGGUAAAAUGUAGGAAAGUGGUCGUUGGGAUCUUAGUAGUUAUUUUU
Messenger RNA from Telopea speciosissima, 580 nucleotides. RefSeq names its product ubiquitin C-terminal hydrolase 13-like. The record is from RefSeq and is a predicted model, not a curated record. The transcript is spliced from 4 exons. NCBI's taxonomy places the organism in Eukaryota, Viridiplantae, Streptophyta, Magnoliopsida, Proteales, Proteaceae. Bases 6 to 296 code for a protein of 96 amino acids.